This is a messenger RNA of Hippocampus zosterae (dwarf seahorse), 1032 nucleotides long. RefSeq names its product CD209 antigen-like protein C. The record is from RefSeq and is a predicted model, not a curated record. The transcript has 6 exons. Lineage: Eukaryota; Metazoa; Chordata; Actinopteri; Syngnathiformes; Syngnathidae. Bases 112 to 1032 code for a protein of 306 amino acids.
AGUCGCUUCCUCUGGGUCUCCAUGUCAAUAUUUAACUCAUGAACCUUUUCUGUUUGUAAUGCUGCACACACGGGGCAAUGUCCUCCCAAAUACUCCCUUCCUGCAGAUCUCAUGAGAACAGUCAACAUGGAGGAGAGCGCCUACAACAAAUUGAUACACCGGGAGGACCCGAGUGUGGACGAGCCGCCGCUCCACUCCCACCAGGAGAAGCAAGUGUCCUUGUCAAUGGUGAAUCCCGCAACCAAUUGGACUUCUCAAAGAGUGCUUGAAAUCACGCUGGCUGGGCUUGCCGCUGUCCUGCUAGCAGUGGAUAUUGGCCUGGGAGUCUAUUACAACAACCUCACAGACGAGUCUCAGGUGGUGAUGAGCAUCAGCCGUGAGGUGGCUGCGCUGAACACGGCCUACGAAACCGCCUCAAAAAAACGAGCUGAGGCCGAAAUGCAGUUGGCGCAAGAGAAGAGAAAGCAUCAAAUGAUCAAGUGGCAGGUGGAACACCAGGCGACAAGAAGCACCGAUGACAAAAAGCAGGCAGACAAAAUCCAAAUGGACAUUACUAUCUUAAAAUCCCACAUACCAAUGCUAAAGGAGGGCUGCAGACAUUGUUUACCAGGCUGGACUUUAAUCAACUCGGCAUGUUACUUCCUUAGCUUCUCUGACACGUACUCUCGCAAGUCGUGGCAGGAAGCCAGGGAGUUUUGCAAAAAGCAUGACAGCGACCUGGCGAAGAUAGACAGUUCGGAGAAACAGCUGAAAAUAAAUCAGCUGAUAAAUCUUCAUUAUGACGAAAGGAAACCCCUUCACCAGAGUGGCUUCUGGAUCGGAUUGCGAGAUGUGGACAGCGAAGGAGAGUGGAAGUGGCUGGAUGGAACAAGACUGAAUGAAGGUUUCAGCUACUGGAAUCACGGUGAGCCCAAUAACUUGCGCGAUGAGGACUGUGGAGCCAUCUUCCCCAGAAACAAUCCCUUUCAAGGCUGGAAUGAUGCCCCGUGCAUUUACAACUACAAAUGGAUUUGUGAAAUGGCAGCCAGUUAG